GGAGUUAUGGGCAGCGCUUUUAGGAAUGGGUCCGAAACAUAUUUAGUUAGUCAAGACAGUUACGGAGAAGAGUUGAAAACACCUGAUGAUCUCUUGGACAAUCCGCUCCAUAUCUCAUUUAAGUGUUGAAAGAUAAUCUACCUCGAAUCUUGAUUUUUGUUGAGUUUUGUGUUAUUUCUCUGAAGCCUCUCCAGUUGUAAAUCUCAUAUUGUUCAUUUUUAUAGAAAUACUUAUAAAUAACGUAACUAGGUGAUAAGGAAACAUUGCACUAUAUUUUGGAUUGUUUCUAUUCUACUAUUUUGCACUAAAAUAUUGGUGAAGAUGCACACCACGCAGAAGGACACGACCUACACAAAGAUUUUUGUCGGGGGUCUUCCGUAUCACACCACGGAUUCCAGUCUCAGGAAAUAUUUUGAAGUGUUCGGAGAAAUUGAAGAAGCUGUCGUGAUUACCGAUCGACAGACCGGCAAAUCCAGGGGGUAUGGAUUUGUGACGAUGGCUGACCGCUCGGCUGCAGACAGGGCCUGUAAAGAUCCCAACCCCAUCAUCGAUGGUAGGAAAGCCAACGUCAAUCUGGCGUACCUGGGGGCCAAGCCACGGGUGAUGCAGCCAGGUUUCACCUUUGGUGUUCCACAAAUUCAUCCUGCCUUUAUCCAAAGGCCUUAUGGGAUCCCUGCUCACUAUGUGUACCCUCAGGCCUUCAUGCAGCCAAGCACCAUGGUUAUCCCUCACGGCAUGCAGCCCAGUGCUGCUUCUGCCUCCACCGCCUCCUCUCCGUACAUCGACUACACCGGAGCAGCCUACGCACAGUACUCCGCCGCCGCGGCUAGCGCUGCUGCCGCCGCAGCCUACGAGCAGUAUCCCUACGCCGCCUCCCCUGCGGCGGCCGGGUACCUAACCGCAGCCGGUUAUGGCUAUGUUCAGCAGCCCCUGGCUACGGCCGCACCGGGUUCAGCCGUGGCUGCAGCCGCAGCUUUCGGUCAGUACCAGCCUCAGCAGCUGCAAGCAGACCGCAUGCAAUAGCAGCCACUGCAGCCAUUGGACACAACGGGAUGGGAGGCCCGCGGCCGGCCUCGGCUGAUUGGCUGUGAAGAGGAGAGGACGAUGAAGAGGAAGAGAGAGGGGCCGUGUCGGUAAGAGGGUGAUGAUGAUGGUGAGGUGGGAACUCCAUACAGUAGCUUUCCAACUUGCUGUGUUUAAACCAAAAACUUUAUAAAUUCACAAAACUAAGUAAGGAAGGUGGAUUUAUCCUUAUGAUUAUUAUUGUUGUUAUUAAUAUAAUUAUUACUAUCAUUAUAAUUGUAGUAGAGUAUUUAUUUCUAGAGGAGAAAUACAACAACUAAUCACAGUGGUUGUAGCUUGGUGUAAAACAUGACUUUAUGUUCCAUUGCUGUCAUUAACAUAGGAGAGAGAGAGCGUUCUCUUUAUGGGACACUUAGACGUGUCCCGAAGUGCCCUUGCAACCUAUAUUUACUAUCACAUUUCGAGGGCUCUUGUCCUUCUGUCUUUUCAAGUGCAUUGAAGUAAAUUGUCUGAUAAUCAGGGAAAUGUAUCAGUUUCCAGUGUGUUAGUAAAGACAACCUCUGCAUGUCAGGGAGUAGUUGAAAUAACUGUGGAGAAAAGGAGAAGAUUUGUAGCUCGUGUCACACGUUAAGAACUACCUUUUUAACUUCCUGAUGCUGAAUGUCCCUUUUUUGACUCUGUAUCUUGACCUCUUGACCUAUGCAAAGCAAACAAUUUACCAGGAGACAAAAAAACUGCAGGAAUAACCGAAAAUGCCGUCAACUCUUCAAAGGGCAUCACAAACAAUAUGAAGGCAACUCGCAGAGAGAGAAAGAAAAGCAUGUUUUCAGACAAUGAGAAGCACCAAAUCAGUUAGUCUCAAACACAUGGCUGCAUGCAAACACACGCACACACACACACGCAUACACAGUUGCGUACAUAGUGGUAAAGGUCAAUGGGCCCAGUCGUGCUCUCUGCCUCUGUGCAAUGGGAUCUAGUCAGAGAGAAAGGGAGAGGGAGAGAGAGAGGGAGCAGCUGGGGAGGGGGCUGGCACAGUUCGCCCAGCGCCACACAGACGGAUCACUCUGGAAAUAACGCAUCACUUGUCCUCAUUUGUUGAGCUGUCACAUUUUAAUCCCGGGGCCCAUUUGGGAACUGUCUCUCCUCUGUCCUGCCUGCCUGGCCCUGUCAGCACUUCCACCUCUGUCCUCUAUCCUCUGUCCUCUGUCCUAGAGCCGACCGGCUGGGCUGGUGUCAGGUACACGAACACUUCCCUCCUAUGCUAACCCUCACCAACCCCCUGGCCCUGUACCCACUCCUCACAGCCUCACCAACCCCCUGACCCUGUACCCACUCCUCACAGCCUCACCAAUCCCCUGGCCCUGUACCCACUCCUCACAGCCUCACCAAUCCCCUGGCCCUGUACCCACUCCUCACAGCGUCACCAAUCCCCUGGCCCUGUACCCACUCCUCACAGCCUCACCAAUCCCCUGGCCCUGUACCCACUCCUCACAGCCUCACCAAUCCCCUGGCCCUGUACCCACUCCUCACAGCGUCACCAAUCCCCUGGCCCUGUACCCUGGCCCUGUACCCACUCCUCACAGCCUCACCAACCCCCUGGCCCUGUACCCACUCCUCACAGCGUCACCAAUCCCCUGGCCCUGUACCCUGGCCCUGUACCCACUCCUCAUAGCCUCACCAAUCCCCUGGCCCUGUACCCUGGCCCUGUACCCACUCCUCACAGCGUCACCAAUCCCCUGGCCCUGUACCCUGGCCCUGUACCCACUCCUCACAGCCUCACCAACCCCCUGGCCCUGUACCCACUCCUCACAGCGUCACCAAUCCCCUGGCCCUGUACCCUGGGGUGGUGAUGGGGGAUGUAGAGAAGGGGGGGGGGGGUGUGCCUUACAUUUGUAUUGCUAUUUAAGAGAGUAAGAAAGGUGAUCUACUAUUUAAGAUAUUUAUUUUGAGAUUGGACUAUGUUCUAUGUGCUCUAAUGACAGAGAAUUAGUGGUGGUACUGUAUUCAUUUUAUUAUGUAUUCAUCUCAAGGUAUAUAAGUUAUUGAGUAGAUUUAGUUGUAUUAUAAUUAUUAUUAACAUACUCAACCAAAAAUGUUAAUGUAGGAUUUAUAUAAGAUACAAUUCUGUAUGUGCACUGUACAAUUAUACUUUUUGCCUUUUGAAAUCUUAGAAUAAAUAUUGGUUAGUUGAA
Messenger RNA from Oncorhynchus kisutch (coho salmon), 3215 nucleotides. Its product is annotated as RNA-binding protein 24. Gene Ontology annotation, cellular component: cytosol; nucleus. Gene Ontology annotation, biological process: mRNA stabilization; positive regulation of myotube differentiation; regulation of alternative mRNA splicing, via spliceosome. NCBI's taxonomy places the organism in Eukaryota, Metazoa, Chordata, Actinopteri, Salmoniformes, Salmonidae. Bases 322 to 1023 code for a protein of 233 amino acids. The transcript is spliced from 4 exons. Gene Ontology annotation, molecular function: mRNA 3'-UTR binding. The record is from RefSeq and is a predicted model, not a curated record.